This is a messenger RNA of Ornithorhynchus anatinus (platypus), 2758 nucleotides long. It is a transcript of the gene ELF1, whose product is annotated as E74 like ETS transcription factor 1. NCBI's taxonomy places the organism in Eukaryota, Metazoa, Chordata, Mammalia, Monotremata, Ornithorhynchidae. The transcript is spliced from 9 exons. Gene Ontology annotation, biological process: regulation of transcription by RNA polymerase II; cell differentiation. Gene Ontology annotation, molecular function: sequence-specific DNA binding; DNA-binding transcription factor activity, RNA polymerase II-specific. Gene Ontology annotation, cellular component: nucleus. The coding region runs from base 338 to 2242 and encodes 634 amino acids. The record is from RefSeq and is a predicted model, not a curated record.
ACUUCCCCAAUCUCCAGGAGCCAUUUUAACAGCAUAAAACUGUUGGAUUUCAUUUGCCUUCUAGCCUCUGGGACCCCAGCAGCAGAUUCCCAAGUCAUUAAGGGGUGGAGUCAGACCAGUGAAGAGAACCACUGAGAAGAGGAUUUCCCUAGUUUGUUUGAAUUGCAGCAGAGACAAACGAAGAAAAUUUGAAAAUUUGAAGGCUAGGAAUUUGCCAACUGAAUUGGCUUUCCCUCUUCAGUUUUACAUUCGGCUUGGGCACUGGAUUCUCUUUCCUGUGGUUUAAACCUGGCUGGAUUUUAUCUCAUGCAGCUCUGAGAGAAGGGAAUGCUUUAUUAUGGCUGCUGUCGUACAACAGAACGAGCUGGUUUUCGAAUUUGCCAGUAACGUCAUGGAAGAUGAGCAGCAGCUUGGUGAUCCUGCUAUUUUCCCAGCUGUGAUUGUGGAGCAUGUCCCCAGUGCAGAUCUCCUCAAUGGAUAUGCCGGUUUAGCCUGUGUCGAUGAGCCGAAUGACAUGAUUACCGAGAGUUCACUGGAUGUCGCUGAAGAGGAAAUCAUAGAAGACGACGACGACAUCACCCUUACAGUUGAAGCUUCCUGCCAUAAUGGAGAUGAAACUAUUCAAACUAUUGAAGCUGCCGAGGCACUCCUCAACAUGGACUCCCCAGGUCCUAUGCUGGAUGAAAAAAGAAUAACAAAUAUAUUUAGCUCCUCUGAAGAUGAGGUUGUUGUUGCCCCUGUUACACACGUGUCAGUCACAUUAGAUGGGAUACCCGAAGUCAUGGAGGUCCAUCAAGCCCAAGAGCCUUAUGAAGAAUCGCUGGACACCCCUCCCCCAGAGCAGCCUAGGAGGAAAAAAGGUAGGAAAACCAAACCUCCUCGGCCAGAAUCUCCCACAACCACGCCGAACAUAUCUGUAAAAAAGAAAAACAAAGAUGGGAAGGGAAACACAAUUUAUCUCUGGGAAUUCUUAUUAGCACUGCUGCAGGACAAGGCUACGUGUCCCAAGUACAUUAAAUGGACUCAGCGAGAGAAAGGCAUUUUUAAACUGGUGGAUUCGAAGGCCGUGUCCAGGUUGUGGGGGAAGCACAAAAACAAACCUGAUAUGAAUUAUGAAACUAUGGGCAGAGCGCUCAGGUACUAUUAUCAAAGAGGCAUCCUGGCUAAAGUGGAAGGCCAGCGCUUAGUCUAUCAAUUUAAGGAAAUGCCAAAAGACCUGAUCUACAUAGAUGACGAGGACCCGAGUUCCAGCAUAGAGUCUUCCGAUCCCUCGCUAUUGUCCUCAGCCACGGUUUCCAGUAGAAACCAGUCGACCAGAUCCAGGGUGUCGUCCAACACAGUGAUGAAAGGAGCAGCCACUACAGUUCUCAAAGCACCGGGAAAUUCCAAAGCUACCAAAUUGAAAGAGGCUGGUGAAGUUUCCCAGCCACACCUACCUGGCGUGGCACCAGAAGUUUUGAGGACAAUGCAGUCACCUCAGUCGGUCUAUCCAACUCAGCUUUUUCGGACAGUUCAUGUCGUGCAGCCAGUUCAAGCUGUCACAGAAGGACAUGCCGCUGAGACCGGUAAUAUGCAGGAUGAAACAUUAAAUUCCUCCAUCCAGAACAUGAGGUCUCUACCGGCCCCAGCCCAAGUUCCGGUGGUGGUAUCCCCCGGGAACCAGCAACUGCAUGCGGUCACACUCCAAACAGUGCCUCUUACUACAGUCAUAGCCAGCACGGAUCCAACCUCAGGAACAGGAUCUCAGAAAUUUAUUCUCCAAGCCAUUCCAUCAUCCCAGCCCGUGACUGUACUGAAAGAAAAUGUCCUGCUGCAGUCUCAGAAGCCUGGCUCGCCUCCGUCCUCCAUUGUCUUCAGCCCUGCCCAUGUCCAGCAGGUUCUGAGCAGCAACGUUCAAACCAUUUGCAAUGGAACGGUCAAUAUGGUUUCAUCUCCGUCGUUCAACGCGACUGCCCCAGUAGUGACCUUUUCUCCGGGCGGUUCGCAACUGGUAGCUCAUCCACCCGGCACGGUGAUCACGUCAGUAAUCAAAGCCCAGGAAACCAAACAGACUGUGAUUCAGGGGGUGGUGAAACAGGAAGGAGAAGAGAUCGCGGCAGAAGAGGCAGAAAAGACCGAGCGGCCAGAGCGGAACGUGCAGCAGCAGCCGUUUGUGAUGGUGGUGUCCAGUUCCAAUGGCUUCCAGUCUCAUGUGGCUGCCAUGAAGCCAGAGAGUGAACAGUUGGAACCCGGUUCUUAUUAAUGUACCAGAUUUCAGGGGGUGAUUUUCUUUUCAUAAAUGUGAUUUGUAUUAAAGGAUUCGAUUUAAAGCAUUACGAGGCUCCAGAAUUUGGGCAGUAGUUAGGAACUCCUAACUUAGCUGUGGUCUGGGUUUUCGGUCCAUUGUUAAAUGUUAUUACUAGGUGCAAGAAGAAAACAUUCCAAGAACGUGUUUUGGAACUCAAGCGUGAAGGAACGUGCUUAUUAUGCUAUGAAGACAGUCUUUGGAAAACUUUGUCCGAUCCUACUUUGUGCAUUUUAUUUGUAUUUCCAUGUUAGUUUUGCAGAAUAGAAAGAAGCCGUUUUGUUCAUUCAUACGGUAUAUGUAAGGCCACAGUGAGUUUAUCUAGGAUUUUUGCAUUCCAUUUAUAUGAACCAAGAAACUGAUUUUGUGCUUUUUGUCUUCAGGUGAUAUGACUUGUCUGGUGUAAUGCACCAAGACCUCCAGUCGGUUACAGUGUGGGUGCCACUAAUUAUGGCUUUGGAAAUUUUAAAAAAA